Messenger RNA from Drosophila willistoni, 120 nucleotides. RefSeq lists its product as uncharacterized. The coding region runs from base 1 to 120 and encodes 39 amino acids. The record is from RefSeq and is a predicted model, not a curated record. NCBI's taxonomy places the organism in Eukaryota, Metazoa, Arthropoda, Insecta, Diptera, Drosophilidae. The transcript has a single exon.
AUGCUAUUUGGCGAACUGGACACGACGCGGCGAUUGUUAUUUAUUGUUGUUGUUUUGCUAAUUGUUUUAUAUGCAAAAACUUAUUUAUUGCCACCCGGCGUAGCCUUAGACUACAAUUGA